This is a messenger RNA of Suillus fuscotomentosus, 351 nucleotides long. RefSeq names its product cytochrome P450. The transcript has 3 exons. Gene Ontology annotation, molecular function: heme binding; monooxygenase activity; oxidoreductase activity, acting on paired donors, with incorporation or reduction of molecular oxygen. The annotation marks the transcript as partial. The record is from RefSeq and is a predicted model, not a curated record. NCBI's taxonomy places the organism in Eukaryota, Fungi, Basidiomycota, Agaricomycetes, Boletales, Suillaceae.
UUUGGAUUCGCCAAGAUACUGUUAAAUUCCACCGCUACAACUGAACUGUACGAACGUUGGGCUAGGGAGUAUGGUCCAGUGUAUAAGGUCCCGGAUAUCUUUGGACGGUCCAGGGUUAUAUUAUGGGACCCAAAGGCAAUCUCUCAUUUCUUUGCAAGAGACACAUGGUUGUAUAACCAAACUCCGUUCAGCAAGAUCGUCAUUCGAACAACGAUCGGAAGAGGAGUAUUGUGGGCCGAUGGUGAAAGUCACAAAAGGCAGCGCAAGGCUCUCAACCCCGCCUUUACCGCAGUUGCUAUUCGCAGCUUGACAUCUGUUUUCCAAUGUGCCGCUCACAAGGUCAGUCACUAA